Candoia aspera is the source of this 1379-nucleotide messenger RNA. It is a transcript of the gene RNF215, whose product is annotated as ring finger protein 215. The transcript is spliced from 10 exons. The record is from RefSeq and is a predicted model, not a curated record. Gene Ontology annotation, cellular component: plasma membrane. Gene Ontology annotation, molecular function: frizzled binding; ubiquitin protein ligase activity. Lineage: Eukaryota; Metazoa; Chordata; Lepidosauria; Squamata; Candoiidae. Gene Ontology annotation, biological process: Wnt receptor catabolic process; ubiquitin-dependent protein catabolic process. Bases 3 to 1067 code for a protein of 354 amino acids.
CGAUGGCGGCGGGCUGGGCGGCGCCGGGGCUGCUGCCGUGGCUGCUGGGCGGGCUGCUGGCGGCGGCGGCGGCGGCGGCCUCGGGCUCCGCGGCGGCGCAGGUGGAGGUGACGCUGCGCGGAGGCUCCGAGCGGGGCGAGAGCGGCGGCGGCGGGGGCUGCACCCUGCAGGGCGCGCUGCUGGGCCGGGCCGGCCUGGAGCCGCAGGCGGCGGCGGCGGCGGCGGCGGUGCGGGGCAGCCUGGUGCUGGUGAAUGACACUGAUCCCCAGCUGGAGGAUGAGGACAGCUGGAUUGGUGUUGUUCCGGUGGGGGAGGAACAAGUGGAGGUGCCAAAGCACCACAAAGAGGAAUCUUUUGCCAGCGCUGUGGUCAACAAGAUGAAACGGGCCCUCGUCUUGGGCGCUUCAGCCCUGCUCAUCCUUGCCCUGAACCAGAACGCAAUCCGAGAGCUGGACGUCUCCCAGGCCCUUUCAAAGCCCGUGGUGGUUGUCCAGACUUCAGAAAAUGUGACCAAACUCCUUGGGGCACUGCUGCGAGGUCUUCAGGCCACAGCAAAGAUCACAUAUCAAGCAGGACUUCUUGAGAACAUGGGGGUGACGCUGACUCUGUGGUCAACGUGUGGCCUCUCGCGGGGUGGCGUAUACGCAGAGUGGCAGGGAGUUAUCUGCACAGGCGAAAACAGCUCAAAGGUCCAGAAAUACCUCCAGCAGCUGUGGAAUGCCAUCCUGCUCAUUGCGCUGAUCCUGUGCACAGGUGUGAUUGUGCAGGCACAACGACAGUCCCGGCACAGUCAAUUGGACCAAGAUCCUGAGCUGGAUCUCAAACAACACAUUGCACAGAAGCUGUUGGCACUGAAAACCAGGCGAUACCAUCCUGGCAAACCACCCCGCAGCUGGGCGCAUGAGAUUGACAGCUGUGCCAUCUGCCUGGACCAGUUUCAGAAGCAUCAGUGUCUCCGGGUGCUACCCUGCCUGCACGAAUUUCACCGUGACUGUGUGGAUCCCUGGCUUCUCCUGCAACAGACCUGCCCCCUUUGUAAACACAAUAUUCUUGGCAACUGUUGCUGAGACAGCUAGAAAGACCGGUCCCUCCGGCCCUCCAAGGGAGAGAGCAUCUUUCCAAGACGACGUUAUCUAGAGCAGCAUUUCGCAAGCUUGGCAACUUUUAAGAUGUGUGGGCUUGGGCUCCCAGAAUUUGCCAGCCAGCACGGGCGUUGAAGUCCACGCAUCUUAAAAGUUGCCAGGCUUGAGAAAUGCUGCUCUAGAGUCUGGGGUCACCUCUGGGGUUGCUUUGGGCAAAGCAGCAGCGACGUUCCCUGUGCUUCAUCAGGAUGGGAAGUACAGUAUGCAUCUGUAAAAUAAUGCAUUCCUCUCCUUGGG